Messenger RNA from Lasiodiplodia theobromae, 1281 nucleotides. RefSeq names its product Arrestin (or s-antigen) n-terminal domain containing protein. The record is from RefSeq and is a predicted model, not a curated record. The transcript has 2 exons. The coding region runs from base 1 to 1281 and encodes 426 amino acids. NCBI's taxonomy places the organism in Eukaryota, Fungi, Ascomycota, Dothideomycetes, Botryosphaeriales, Botryosphaeriaceae.
AUGUUGGAUAUUUCGAUCAACCUCAAGAGCGCAGGCAGUGGCUUGAGUCACGAACUGUAUACCACCAAUGACGAAAUAGUCGGAGAAGUUGUCAUCAUUGCUACCGACGACAUCCACGUAGACGACCUGGACAUAUCUUUCAUCGGAAACACCCAAACCCGCUUCGACAACUUCGGCGCCGCCCCAGUAGCGCCACACAUAUCGUACACGGACAAACGCUUCCUCCACCUCCAACAGCCCUUCGAAAAGCCCCCGAGCGGCAUGAUCCUCAAAGCCGCCCACCCCCACUCCUUCCCUUUCAACUUCAUCGUCCCGGACCGCCUCCUCCCCAGCUCCUGCCCCUGCCUCCACUCCGACGAACACCUCCUCCCUCCCCCCACCAUGGGCGGCGCCCACCGCUGGCACCACGGCCAAACCACCCUCGACGACCCCACGCCCGUCAUGGCCCAGGUCGCCUACACCAUCACCGCCAAAGUCCUCUACAACAAGCCCGGCGGCACUCACGGCCGUCGCUCCGUCCAGCUCGCAGACUUCUCCCGCCCCGUCUGCGUCGUCCCCGACUUCCCUGAAUCACCCCCGAUCUUCCUACAGCAACCCAGCAGCCGCGACGCGCCACCAUCCGAAUACCGCCUCCGCCAAGAAAAAACCAUCUCCAACGGCCUCUUCUCCCGCGGCCGCGCCGGCUGCCUCGUCGUCGAAGCGCAGCAGCCAUCCGCGCUGAAGGGCGGCCUGCGCAAGAAAGGAUCACCCGCCUCGACGACGCUGUUGCUCAGGUUCGAUCCUGCGUCCGAUGAUGAUAGCUGCGGGCCCCCUCCACAGCUCGAAGACGUCAAGCGCAAGAUCCAGGCGACGACGGUCUUCCGCGCGGGGCAGAUGGAGGCAGAUCCGGCGUACGGAGGGUUGGUGAGCGCGGCCGGACCCCACCAGCAGCAAGGGCAGCAGCGGUCGUACACGGAAGCCGUCGCGCUGCCGUCGCUGUGCGUGUCGGGGGCGCGGUGGGUGCGGUGCGGAGCGAGUUGGGCGCAUGAGCGGUUGUUUGAAGAAGGCGGGGGUGAUGGGAUCAGGGGGUUGGAGACGAUGGUGGCGCCGUCGAGCGCGUACAGGGGUGGCCCGUAUUAUUUGCUCAAGUUGGUGAUCCCCGUCGAGUAUCCGCCCGACAAGGCGCUUGUGCCGAGUUUUCGGUCGUGUUUGGUGGAUAGGAUGUAUAGGCUGGAUGUCACGGUUACGCUGGGGUCGUUUUCGUCGGUUGCGGUGAGGGUGCCGAUUCAGCUUUGUACAUAG